Molecule: messenger RNA, 666 nt
Organism: Purpureocillium lilacinum
Lineage: Eukaryota; Fungi; Ascomycota; Sordariomycetes; Hypocreales; Ophiocordycipitaceae
Biological process (GO): positive regulation of cytoplasmic translation
Cellular component (GO): cytoplasm
Molecular function (GO): zinc ion binding; mRNA binding; single-stranded RNA binding
Source: RefSeq, a predicted model, not a curated record
AUGUCCUCCCUCUCCCGACGCGCCUGCUACAAAUGUGGCAAUGUUGGCCACUACGCCGAGGUCUGCUCCUCGGCUGAGCGCCUCUGCUACAACUGCAAGCAGCCCGGCCACGAGUCCAACGGCUGCCCGCUGCCGCGCACGACCGAGGCUAAGCAGUGCUACCACUGCCAGGGCCUGGGCCACGUCCAGGCCGACUGCCCGACCCUGCGCCUGAGCGGAAACGCCACCAGCGGUCGCUGCUACAACUGCGGCCAGCCCGGCCACCUUGCCCGCGCCUGCCCCAACCCCGUCGGCCCCAUGGGCCGCGGCGCCCCCAUGGGCCGUGGCGGAUACGCUGGCUUCCCCGGCCGCGGUGGCUUCGCUGGCGGUCCCCGUCCCGCUACUUGCUACAAGUGCGGCGGACCCAACCACUUUGCGCGCGACUGCCAGGCGCAGGCCAUGAAGUGCUACGCUUGCGGCAAGCUGGGCCACAUCUCGCGCGACUGCACGGCCCCCAACGGCGGCCCCCUCAACACCGUUGGCAAGACGUGCUACCAGUGCGGCGAGGCCGGCCACAUCUCCCGCGACUGCCCGCAGAAGAACGCCCCCGGCGAGAUCAACCCGGCCGAGGUCGACCUGUCUAACGUUGCUGCUGCUCCGGUGGCUCCCAUUGCCCCCGUGGCAUAA